Molecule: messenger RNA, 13980 nt
Organism: Lymnaea stagnalis (great pond snail)
Lineage: Eukaryota; Metazoa; Mollusca; Gastropoda; Lymnaeidae
Source: the annotation of a GenBank genome assembly
GAGGGUGAGGCAAGGGAUGGGCUCCACAUGAACCUGGGAUCCUCCAUAAAAGGUGCCUAUUCAAUACCGAAUGGUGUCAUCGCGUGCUGGGGAUUGCUACGAGAGGACAGUAAGUUUGCAGACAGUCAACAUCACAUGAUAUUUAAUUUGUAUGACGUUGGUUUGUGAAUCGAAUCGUUUCCUUGUGGAUAUUUGCCACGAAUUUUCUCUGAAAUAAACUCAACAUGUGGUACUGGGUAUGUUCAUAUUUUAUAUCAUUACUAUUCAUUUGUUACAACAAUUUUUGUGCGCAAGCGUGCAAAUAUUUACUAUGAGCAAUUGUUGUGUGCGACUUACCUCUUAUGAAGUCUUAAGUAAAAUACAUUAAGUUUAUUUUUUUUCAAAAUACAGUGUGUAGUUUUGGGUCGAGGGCUGUGACUUGUUUCAAAGAUGAACCCCUAAUCUGGGCAGAGGGGGGGGAGGGGGUUCAAUUCUUUGUUACGCAAAAUCUAGAGGCGUUAUCUCAUCGUAACAUAAAUUUUCUGAUUUGAGUGUCUGACUGCAAGCACUUAUCCCUUUGCUGUAACACAAGCUAACUAGGAGACAACAACAGAUAGAGGCCCUACAUGAAGCUAACUUAGAAACAAAGAUAGUUGUGCAAGUAGCUAAAUUAGAAUCAAAAAUAGUUGUACAAGUAGCUAACUCAGAAACGAUAGUUCUAAAACUAACUAACCCAGACACAGCAAUAGUUGUGUAAAAAGCGCUAACUUAUUUAAACCUGUGCUAUUCGCCUGUCUCAUAAUAUAUGGUGGCGAUAUCAAAGGGGGACCCUUAAAUAAUUACGGUUAUUGGAGUAAUGAAAACAGUUUAAUCAAAAGAAUGUGUCCAUCAAACAGGUGUACCUGGUGGCUGUGUUAGCGCUGGUGUCCGAGUCUAUGGCCGGCUACUACAGCAGCCGCGAGAGAUUCGACAACUACUUCAGGGACAGGGGCGGAAACAAAGGGAGAGGCGGUUACAACGGACGGUACGGUUCCAACCGCCGAGGGGGCUACGAUCGGGACGGCUACGACACGAAGAAUAAUGACAAUGAUCACGGCGACAACAAUCAGGGCGGUAAGAGCGGCGGCAGCGCCCAGGCCAACGUGGCCGACCUGCUGACCAAGAUGGACAAACUGCAAAACACCGUCCGGGGCCUGCUCAAGCAAACGGCCGCGCUUCACGAUGUGGUGGAGGAAAGGUGAGAAGACUGAUGGCUGAGUUAACGGUGGUGUCACGAUGGGCGAGCCGACCGGUUUGUUGUCGUGAUAGGCGAGCCGACCGGUUUGUUGUCAUGAUAGGCGAGCCGACCGGUUUGUUGUCAUGAUAGGUGAACCGACCGGUUUGUUGUCAAGUUAGGUGAGUUGACCGGUUUGUUGUCAUGAUAGGCGAGCCGACCGGUUUGUUGUCAUGAUAGGCGAGCCGACCGGUUUGUUGUCAGGAUAGGCGAGACGACCGGUUUGUUGUCAUGAUAGGCGAGCCGAAAGGUUUGUUGUCAUGAUAGGCGAGCCGACCGGUUUGUUGUCAUGAUAGGCGAGCCGACCGGUUUGGUGUCAGGAUAGGCGAGCCGACCGACAAUGAGUCAACCUCGUUAUUUAAGGGGGAUGAUUAUUGAUAAAAUAGUAAAUUGUAUAUACGCUUGUGGUUAAAACAAUGUUGCAGUGGCGUAGGGUGGGGGUAUGGAAAGGGGGGCGGUCAACUCCAGGGUGGCACUUUUUUUAUAUGAAGGGACAGCAUUUUCGGGAAAAAAAUUCAGAAAAUUAUUCUUGAAACGCGGUGAUGAAAUUCUCGGCCGGCCAAAGGCGGCACUAACCUUAUAGGAGCGACGCCACUGCGAUAUUGGGUAAGAUGUACUGAAGCUUAACUAAACAAAAAAUUGGAUUUCGGUGAAUGCAGUAAAGUGAAUUGUCGUGCGAAUAUAUGUACGGAGAUAGAAAAAAAAAUGUAAAUUCAUAUUUGAUUUCAUAAUACAUGUCAAAAUUUAGCUAAGAUCACUUUGAUAAGAUUUUAUAUACCGGGUGAUACUAGCUAUAGCCAGCCAAACAAUUGUGGCGCAAUGCGUGAACUUCCCUUCUACUCAAGUUACUUGACAAACAUGCAUUCAAGUCAGAGGCGUAGCUAAGACGGGGAGCAGGGGAGGACAGAUGUCCCUGGGCGCCAGACGAGUUAGGGGCGCCAAAAUGUGCUUUGAUAUUAUUUUAUUCAAGAAACUAAUGGGUUCGAGGGUUGAGAAAAGAAUGGGAGGCCCUUUAAAAUGAAUCUUGACCCCUUUGCGCCAAACACUCUAUCUGAUUCAAGUAACACUUUAUAGGAUGCCCAAUUAGGGCUACCCUUUACCCACGUGCACCACAUCCCUUGAACUAUAUUCAUAUUCUAAUUUCCCACCCCACCUCCCCUUUUUACACCACAUAUGUAUUACACCAACUAUUUCUGUAAAAACAAAAAGAAAAUGUUUCGCACCAAACGCACUUGCGAUAUUUUUAAGAAUCGUAUUUAGCGCAGUUAUCGGGAAUUUUAUUUAGUAAAAUCAGCGCCUAUCUGGUGGCGUUAGGGACAUAGUUACAUAAAGGAUAUUGACUUUUAUGUAGUGAGUGAAUGACAUGCAAAAAAAUAACCAAAAAGUUCUUUAUUAUACGCUACAAAAAUGUGUAGCUCACAAGAUCCUUCUCGCUUUUCUUCUUAAAUAUCUCUUUCUAUGUCAAAUAAAAUCAUUUUAAUAAAAAAUAAAAACAUCUUUUUUUCCUUCUUCUUCUCCGUCCAUUGAAAUAAACUUUUUUCAACUGCAUACGUCACUUUCCCCAGGAUCCGAGGUGAAGGCCAGUCAGGACUCAAGCAGGUCCGUCACGACACCGAGGGGACCAAGAACUAUCAUGGGUCCAGCCACAUCGACACCGGCAUCGGCGGUGUACACGACCAUAGCGACUACAUCAGGUUAUUGGGGAUGGGUGAGGUAAACUUGGCGUCGGAGAUACUUACUUAGACACUCAUUUUUUACACAUGAAACAAAUAGACAACCAAAGGUUUUUAAAAAAUAGUAAUAAGAGAGAGGGACUGCAAUCAGGUUAGAACUUUUUACUAUCAGUGCUAUCGUGUCCUGCACUAACACACCAAACAGGGUGAAUUCGGAAAACAAGUUGAUCCAGGCGUAUGUACCUUGACACCACAUGACAUGAAUGUCAUGUUCUCUUUCACGUUUGAAAUCUUUCUCCGCGUUACGACCCACCGCAGCGGACUUACUUUUCCUCUUUUCUGUCCCCUUUUGCCUGUUUUUAAUACCUCACCUAUAUUCAGUUCUGUCACAUCUCGCUUGCUGUCCUCUUGUUAACUACAUUUCUUCUAAUUGUUAUUUUUUAAAUUUAAAUCGGUUUUAACUGUUGUUUGUUGGCCGAUGAAGGCUUCUUGCCGACACGUUCGUUGUUUUGUUGCGUUCUUUUUUUUUCAGGUGUUCUCAUACUUCGUUUCGCUCAUUUACUUUAAAAAAUUAGAAUGAAAAACUGUUGUUUUUUUAGCUCCAGACUCUGCUAAGGUUGCAGAAACCUCUGCUACCGGGCAGAUUAGGGGCGUCUUAAAUCAACUCUUAACUGUAAGAUGGUGUGAUGCGUGAUGUAUCUGCAUGUGUGUCUCCAGGUCCAGUAUGUCAUGAACGGAGUGGACUUCCGAACGCGUCACAACGACUACCGUCUGGUCCGCCCGUCCACCACCAGUAGAGAUUUCAAGGAGGUGGAAGACAUCCAGUUCCCUGCUGUGCCACCGGAAGUCAGCAGUAAGGCCACGCCAGAGGUUAGUAUUUGGGAUUUAUACAUUUACAAUAGGAUCGAUAGAAAUAUAUAGAGAGACAAAACCAGGCAAAACUAGGCAGAAUAUAAAAAAUGGGUCAUACUAGUCAAAAUUAGACAGAAUAGAUCGAACCGAACACAACAGACGAGUCUAGUCACAAUAGGAAAAAAUAGACAGAAUAUACACAAUGGGGUAUACUAGACAAAAUUAGGCAGAAUAGAUCAAACCGGACACCACAGACAAAUCUAAUCACAAUAGAAACAACUAGAGACAAGAGUCAAAAUAAAAUCCAGAAGAUAAAACUCGACAGAAUAGAUUAAAGUAGACACAAUAGUGAUCAUCCGACACAGUAGACAAUGUAAAUUUGCAUCGAUUUCCUCCCAUCCCAUUUGUUAACACACACGUACUCUAAAUUACCUGCACACAGGAACAAAUUGAGGAGAUGAAGAUUUGGUUCGAAGCCUUCAAAACACAGAACACGUCCUUGAGGAACUACACCGAGUACUUCAAGCCGGUCAUCUCCUACAUGGAAGGAAUGUGGACCACAGGUGAUAGCAUCGUGUGAUAUCGACUAUCUAUUUUGUAACAAAUUAAACUUUAACUUUGAUUUAGUUGCUAAAUUACCAACCAGUAGAACGAAAUGACGAUUAAUUAAAGCUAUUUCAAAAAGCUGUAAAAAUCAAGUUGUUUUAAUAAUGGCCAUGGCUCUCAUAUGUUUGUUGAAUUGGUUUUCUUAAAAAUAUUGAUUACUAGUCAACAUACCCAGCGUUUCUCGGAAUUGCAUUCAGAAAAAAACCCACCAAAAAUACCUUCUCCAGAUAUACCAACUAAAAGUAAAGUUAAUGUCCCUCUAAAAAAACGUCACUAAGGACCUAAUCAAAAUGUUUGAAGUCUCCUAUAAAAAAUUAAUAUUUAUAACUUUUGUAAAUACUUUUUGGGCCCAACUCAUUUCACUUAAUAUUCAAGCUUGGCCUUGUCAAAACCGUGAUUUAAAGAAUAAUCUAGCUGAGCCUGGUCAAAAACUACGACUUAAAGACUAAUCUGGCUGAGCCUGGUCAAAACCAUGAUUUAAAGACGUAUCUAACUUUUAAAAAGUGUCCCAUUCAAAAAUUAUUCACGAAUGUCAAGGAGAUGGUGGCUUAUCUUUUAAAAUAAAAUAGGAUCUAAAGGGGACCCACCUGCACGGUGGGAUCCCAUUACAAGAUCGGGUCCAAUUCCCAAAGAGAUUCACUCAAAGGUGAGAUUCUGUUCCCCUAGGGGAUCCCACUCCAUGGGGUACACUAAAGUUAUCCCUAAGAUAAGGGGGCUAACUUUGGAUAUUACCAUUUUUCAUUUGCGCUAAAAGAGUGAUCCCGGUUGGGUGCUAUUUUAGUUAUGCCUAACACAGGGGGCUUUACAAAAAUUAUUCAGAUAAUGAAUUUAAGAUUUGUUUAACUGAAGGAGAAUUUGUCUUCUAAAUCAUCGCACUUUCUUGAAACCUCUAAAUUGGCCCAGAACUUUUAAAUCCACUGAUAUUUCAAUGUGAACUAUGAAGUGUAUAUUUCUAAUGAGCGUUCAUUUAUAUUAUAUGGAUCAACUCUCGUAGAAAGCCCAUUUAAUUAACUAAACCGACUGUUAUUUGUUUAAGGAAACAUGAAAAUUCGGCCCCAGCCCUGCAGUAGUACAUGUUAUGAGUUCAGUACCAACCAGUAUUUCAAUCUGGAUAAUCACCUGUAUGUUCGCUAAGUGUCGUCUAGCUCCAUCCACCCUUCCUUUCACCCAGCCACCCAUCGAUACAACAGCUAUGUUUGGAAUUAUAUUAAUAAAGUUCAAAUGAGCAGAAGAAAAAACUAAUUGAGGUCCCCCAUCCGCAAACGGAUUAUUUUGUAAAACUCAAAGCUCCCAGUAUUUCAUUCUGGGCCCUGGGCCCUGCAAUCCCCCUUGCCGCAAAGGGCAUCCGACCAUUACUAAGGGCCGCAAAGUUGUGAUGAAAAAUUAAUCUUACCAUUUCAGCAAGGGGUGGCUUAAAACCGAAUAUUGAAGGCAAAAGCUUCCAGCGGCUAAUUGGUCCAUUUCCCGUCAACCUAUCGAGUCGAAACUCGGCACAUAGACUCGUUGCCGAUGACACCACAUUCUAUCAAAUUUUAAGUCCAACCCAAAAUCCCCAAAAGAGUUUUUCCUGUUUUUCAAGAGGAAGAUGAAGGAUGAUGACACUGAUUUCACGAAAUAAAAUUCGCUAUAACUUCAAUAGCUGCACUAAAAAAAAAUAUUGCUAGUUUUUGGUGCGAAAUAUUUUCUUUUGGUUUUCUGAUAUAGUUGGUGAAAUAAAUAUGUUGUGUAAAAGCGGAUGAGAAAUUAGAAUAUUAAUAUGAAUUUGAAAAAAAAUUAUUGUAAAAUGCUUGAACAGGAUUUAUAGACGAAAAUCUUUGUUUUUAGGGUUUGCUUAAUGUGUGUCCUUAUACAGGGCUUUGUUUCUCAUUUCACAGAUGACGACUCCAUCAUCUCAGAGUCUUUUCGCAGUGACAGGCACCACUUGGACGCCAUCAGCUGGGACAACCUGCUAGGCAAGGUGAGGGACACAUUUUAAUGUACUAUUCCAUCUUCGUGACGUCGUCGUGUUGUGUGACGUAUGCCAUCUUCCAGGGUCACGUGUUCAUGCGUCUUUUCGGUAACCAGUCCAUCGUGUUUCUGUAUUAAACUGUAUUUUUCACAGCUGAGUUAAAUUAAAUAAAUAUAUAUGUGUAAUUAAUAACAAUAGAGACCUUAAAAACAGCCAUUGGUUGUUCGUCAGAAUAUUAGCUAAUUUAUAAGUAUGCCUCACUUUAUUUUUUUUUAUUGGAAAAAAGGACAAAGGCAAUUUGUGUAGCUAUACUGACUUAGGCUUUAAUUAAAAGACUAAAUAAAAUUUCAAUACCUUCCGGGUAGUGACUUCAUCAGUUCAAGAAAGAAACCAAAUUUUACCGUCUGUGUGUAUAUAUAUAUAUAUAUAUAAGUAUAUAAAUAUAUCACAUGAGUGUGUUGUAUUUAUUUAUACGUACAUAUUUUUAAAAGAUGUAUUGGAUCAAACCAGUUUCAUUUCUAAAUUACGCUUAGCUUUUUGUAAGAUGCAAUUAUUUUAAAGAUGCGCCAUCUGCCACACAUGUAAAAUUCACUGCACAGACAAUGUUAAACACAAACAUAGAAACUUGUCGCCCAAAUUAAAUACUAUAAUACCUAUGGAUAUCAAAAUGUACUCUGUUGUUCGUUUACUCUCAGGCCCGCUACAUGUCGUACACGGGAGCAAAAGACAACUUUGAGAACGUCGGGUUCUUGCCCCGUAGGCUGAUGUACGUGGACAAUUGCACUGGGGAGCCUGUCUACGGACAGUGGAACUACAGAAUCGUUUGCUACCCGAUUGAUUUCGAUAUACCUCUCAAAUAUUUGAAACAGGUUUGUAGAGAAAAAGUCCAAGAAUGGUGCGUUUAUUUUAAUAUUUAACAGAAGACAUUGUUUGUGGAACAGAAGAAAUAGGGUGUGGAACAGAAGAAAUAGGUUGUGGAACAGGAGAAAUAGGUUGUGGAACAGGAGAAAUAGGUUGUGGAACAGAAGAAAUAGGUUGUGGAAAAGAAGAAAUAGGUUGUGGAACAGAAGAAAUAGGUUGUGGAACAGAAGAAAUAGUUUGUUGAACAGAAGAAAUAGGUUGUGGAACAGAAGAAAUAGAUUGUGGAACAGAAGAAAUAGGUUGUUGAACAGAAGAAAUAGGUUGUGGAACAUAAGAAAUAGUUUGUGGAACAAAAGAAAUAGAUUGUGGAACAGAAGAAAUAGAUUGUGGAACAGAAGAAAUAUAUUGUGGAACAUAAGAAAAAGUUUGUUAAACAGAAGAUGUAAAAGUGGGGAGGGGGGCCACUUGACGCGCUCCGGGAUGGGGGUGGAGAUGUUUUGCAAUUAGUCUCCUGAGAUAAUUUUAUGACCCCCCAUAUGUCCAGCUGACUUAGUUCAUAGUUGAGAUAUUUUUAAUGACCAUAAAAUAUGUCAUAACCUAUUUUGUAUGCGUCAACAGAGAGAGGAUUUCUUGUGGAGGUACCCUAGAAAUUUAAGCAAAGAGGAAGUCCUUCUCACCCGGGCAGCAAGGUUUACACUCAACGAUAAAGACAGCGAUCAGAUGUACUUUCUUUUUUUCCUCAAUAUUUAAAGUUCUUAGCACAUAUCAAUUUUCAUAUCCAUUUUCAUAUCAAUUUUCACAUCCAUUCUCAUAUCAAUUUUCAACGUAUUAUUUCAAUUUAUCAUACCAAUUUUCAAAAUAUUUUAUUGAAUUGCUAUAUCAAUCUUCAACUUGUUUAUCAAUCAAUAUGAUCAAUGUUGAACUUAUUAUACUAAUCUAUCAAUCAAUUUUCAACUUACAUAUCGAUUUAUCAUAACAAUUUAUUGUACCGGUACCAAUUUUUAACUUACGGUAUCAGUCUAUCAUAUUAGUAUUCAACUUUUUAUGUCAUAUCAAAUCAAAGUAUAAAGUAACUUUAUUAUGUAUGUAAGUUUAAAUCACAAUAAAUAUUUAUAUAUAUAUAUACAAUAUAUAUAUAUAUAUAUAUAAGUUUGACAAUUUGCAAGUUUGUCUUUUAAAUUUAGUUUCACGGAGACCACGCUACUGGACAAGUUAUUUCAGAAUAUACCUGGGCUUGACAAUAUCCCUGACCCGAAUUUGAUGGAAGCCUGGAACGCCCCUCUGGGAAAUCCCCUGGAUGCCAACCAAACCCUUAAACAAGGCUUCUACCAUCACAGCUAUCUGAUGGCUGAGCCUGGGGCCAUGGGUGCUACGGUAGGGUGAAUCAAUUUUUUUUAACUGUAAUGACUUAUGAAAAAAGUUGGAUAGGCCGUAAGACUGUGAAUCAAUGCGGGAAAGUCAGUCUCAAUUUAUUUUUAAUGUACCUUUUUUACAACUUUAGGUAUUACUUUAAAAUAAAAAAUCUUUCUCAAUCAAGUCGUCACCAUCUUAAAUCCUGCACCACAGCCAUCAUCAUCUUAAAUCCUGCACCACAGCCAUGUGCUUUUGUUAAGGAAUAUACGACUCGGCUACUGUUACGAAAUGGCUGUCAGCUUCAUAUGGUCUCUAACCCGUAAUACUCUCCAGAAGUGAUAAUAAUAAUAAUAAGAGGUCUUAUAUAGCGCGGUACCCCAGCAUAGGACUGGGCUCACCACGCUGUACAUAAAAUUUGUAUCAAAAGAGACAUUAAAAUAAAAUACAUUUAUGAAAUAAAGAACAGCAAUGUAUAUUCACCCACCCCACCACAUAACUUUUACAAGGCAAACCAUGGAUGGCAGCCAGCAAGAUCAUUUAUCGGUCAGAGGAGGGGAAUCAAUCAGGGUAGUAUAAUUUUUAAAAGAUAUGUUUUUAGUGCAAUGUUCAGACUCUAUGCAAACAGCCCUGUAUCUAACACGCAUUAAGCUGUUAAUGUCUUGCAAAAGUGAUUGUAAGAAAUCAGCUGGUCGGAGAGAAUCCUGGAUUCCUGGUGAUUCUCAAACCCGAAGCUUCCAUUCUAUCGUCGAAAGUACCAAACAACACUAAGAAAUUAAAGUAUGGCUUAGUCUGUCAUAAAUCUGACUAGAUCGAUCUGCAUACUUGGUAAGAGAACAGCUUUGGUCGGCUGACUAAUUUAAUCACCUGAAAGAGCUACGAGCAAACGUAAAAACCAGCAUUCGCUUAAUUUUUUUGUCCUCCGCCCUUUAAUAUUUCUAGACAAAUUCCUUGCGUCCUUAGCUCGUGUAGAUCAUCGGCCACGCGUGCAGCAUUUAUAAAGUUAAAACUUUUACCCCCUCUACCCCCUUUGUUCCCUACAGCUAAUGAUCCCACCUACCCUCUCUCGUCUCCUUUCCCCGUUUCCCUUCUGUCUCUCUUCCCCUCUCUCUCCGUCUCUUCUGCCAUCUCUCUUCUUUCAUCUCCCCUCUUCCGUAUCCACAUUCCUGACAUGUGUUAGUUUAACUAUAUAUAAACUUAUAUUUAUAUAAAAAAGAUGUUUCUUUUCAGCUGAGCUACAGAGGCUGGUCCGACCAAUACCUGUAUGUGGCCUUGAACACCCAGCCGCGGAUUGUGAAGGUCAGCAUGAAGGACUGCAAGAACGGUGCAUGUCAGGAGUACAGUGCCAGGGUCUCGUGGAGUGUACCCCUGGAGAUGAUCUACCUGACACCACUUCUUUCGUGGAACCCUUACGACAUUGAACUCAAUGACGUAAGUACAUCCCGUGACUUAUGAACGAGUGAACUUGAUGAUGUAAGUAAAAGUCGUGACUUGAAAAUAUUGAACUCAAUGAUGCAAGUACAUCACGUGACUUGACAAUAUUGAUCUCAAUGGUGUAAGUACAUCACGUGACUUGCGAAUAUUGAUCUCAAUGGUUUCAUUAAAUCAAGUGACUUGCGAAUAUUGAUCUCAAUGGUGUAAUUAAAUCUUGUGACUUCACAACAUCCCACUUACACAAACAGAAGCUACACAAUCCCCUUUUGAACGGAGAAAUAGUCUGUUCCUUUACGUCACGAAUUGUUCAGGUCUUCAGAUUGAAUUGUCCAGUUCGUUGUUUUGGGAUGAACAACAAAUGGUUUGUUGUUUUUUUUUAUGCGUUACAAUGUUGAGUAUAUUCUAAUAAUUCCUUUUUUAAAAGUUUUUAUCAAAUGGAAACAUAUAUUUCUUGUCAAUGUAUCGAGCCUUCUCGUUUUUUCAUUAUCCCAACACCAAUUUCCCCCCCCCCCCCACAUUUCAUCAACCUAAUAUAAGAAAAACAGCCCCGGCCCUGAUUUUUAUGCUUAUCAUAAUCUACUUGAAAUGAAUAAUUCAUAUAUUUGAAUAGGAUUAAUUGGUAAACUAUUAAAGCCCUAAAUAUUUCAUCGGCACCAUUGUUCCGAAAAUUUGCUCUUUCGGCAUGAAGCGCUAAGACCCUAUAUCUACAUGAGCCGAUCCCAUUUGAAACGGUGGAUUUCCAUUUUAAUACAACGCAUGUAAAAGUCGAAGUGGUGAUUGAUCCCAUGCCAUGGUGUGUGGAACGAAAUCCACCUGAAAGGAACGAUGGAGCCUUGUUGCACAAACGAAAUAGAGUAUUUUUUUUUUUAAAAGUGGUUUUAAAAAAGUGUGUUUGUCUAUUAACCUCCUCCCGCGUUUAAUCCCCAGAACGACACGAGAACGACAAGUGGAGGGAGAGACGGGGAGACCGAUGGCACGGCCUACCUGGGGAUAGACCCCAGAAAUUAUUACAUGACUCCGUACAGUUUUUUCAGCGGGCCGCCCCUGGAACCGGAUGAUGCCGACACCCCGAGGCAGAAGGUCAAGGUUGUCAACCGUAAGGUAAGGGGAAUGAGUAAGAAGGGAAUAUUUUUGCCCAUAUAUUAUUAUCUCUCCUCUCAUGUCUCAACUACUUCCACACGGGCUCAAAUGCGGCAUAAGGCUAAUACAGUGGUUCUUAACUUGGGUUCGAUCGAACCUCAGGGGUUCGGUGAGUCAGACUCAGGGGUUCGGCGGAGGUCCAAAAAAAAAAAAAGAAAAAAAAAUCAUAUUUUAUUUCUUUCUAUUAAAACGGAUUCGGGGAAAGCGCAUUUGAAACUGGUGGGGUUUGGUACCUCCAAAGGCUAAUAAAGUGGUUCUUAACUUGGGUUCGAUCGAACCUCAGGGGUUCGGGGAGUCAGACUCAGGGGUUCGGCGGAGGUCCAAAAAAAAAAAAAGAAAAAAAAAUCAUAUUUUAUUUCUUUCUAUUAAGACGGAUUCGGUGAAUGCGCAUUUGAAACUGGUGGGGUUUGGUACCUCCAAAAAGGUUAAGAACCACUGUGCUAAUAGAUCGGCUGCUGCAGAACACAAGUGACAAGCCAGAAAAGCCCGAGUCGACUCUGUACCUGAAGUUUUCCCACCCAUCCCCUGCACCUGCUGCAUGAGAUUUCUAUCCAGACUCGGCCAGAUCAACCGUCUGCGCACCCACUGACAGAUUCAGCCUGAUCAACCGUCUGCGAACCCACUUACAGAUUCGGCCUGAUCAACCAUCUGCGUACCCACUGACAGAUUCGGCCUGAUCAACCAUUUGCGCAACCACUGCAAGAAUCGGACUGAGCAGCCACCUGCGCACUCACUGCCAGAAUGGGCCUGAUCAACCAUCUGCGCACCAACUGACAGAAUCAGCAUGAUCAACCAGGUUUAGGUUGUUGCUUUCUACAUUAAAGAUUUCUAAUGUUUGCUUUUAAUAAUUCUCAAUGUUUAAACUUGCCACUAGUCUUAAAACUGUCUACUCAAAACAAUGUUAAAAUAGUUGUUAGUCUUUUUUACAUUUGUCUACUAUCACAAUGUUAAAAUGGCCAUUAAUCUUGCACCACUCUACUCUAACAAUGUUAAAACUUUCGUUAAACAUUCUCUCGUCACUCUAUCACAAACAGGGCGAAAUAAAGGAAGUUACAGCCAGUGGCACCCGCUUCUUCUUACCGCCCAUUGGAAAUCUUGGAUACAUCCGACUGAGAUAUCCAUUCGGGGUGAUCCACGGAGAGGGAAGUGCCGUUUGGAAGGAGCUCAAUGCUCUAAAGGACUACACUGACCCCAAAUAGGAAUGAGGACAAGGUCAAUCUUAAAUCAUUCCGUACAGUUGACCUAUUCGUGGCCAGCCCCUUCUGCUAUAGAGGAUGUGUGGCUGCCAUAUGAUAUGAUUGAAUGAAUGGUUAACACGUUAUUUUGACAAACCUAUUUUUGUUUUAUCAUAAAGAUUCUUGAUUAAGCACAAAUGUAUUUUUUCCAAAAUAUCUGUAAACCUGAAAUUAGUGGGUUAACAGAUAAUCAUUAUAAUUUGUUUGUUUUUUUGUCCCCGUAUUUAUUUGAAAGUCUUUAACUCAGUUUCUAUGACUACACGAUAAUACUACUCUGUGUCAAAUCACCCUUAUUCAAAGGGGACCACUUGUCUUUUCUUAAAAUUGCAGUUGCCCAGAGUUUGAUUGAGUAUUUUUUACAGUAUUACUCCCCCUGGAACCAAAGUUAUAGCUCUAGAUAAGGAGUGGGGAAAAAACGAUGUGUGCAGCGAGCCUCAUGGAAAAACGUCAGAGUAAUCAUUGAAGAAUGAAUUCGGCAAAUCCCACCUCCCAAGUUCAGUUCGAUGAGAAGCAUUUUCAUAAUGUUAAAAUGUGUGGUUAUUAUUUUAAUUAAAUCUUGACCAUUUCAAACUUCGAUGAUUCAUUUUACCCGUGUUUUACUAGAUCAAAAUAUGAUUCCAUUGGGGCGUUGAACGUUUCAGAAAAAUUGGGGAGUGGGGGGUGGGGGCAGUAGGGGGCCCACGGGCCAAUGGUUGCACGCCCCUGAUUUAAUCUAUGUUUUUAUUAGUAAGGAAACCACUUUAAACGAAUAUAUUUAUGCGUGAUAUUUCUUAUUGUUAUUAGAUAUAUUGAGGAUGUUAGGCAGAAUUGGUAGGAGACAUGUCUGCUACUGUUGUGUGGUGUACGUUAUUAAAAGCCAAUUUAAACAGUUGCCAAAUCCGGUCGACCGUUUCAACGAUAGCGAGAAUAUGCGUGUUGUUAAUUUAUUGUGUAUUUUUUAAAAUGUAUUGCUUCUAAUUUUUUUUUUUUUAAAUAGCGCCCAACACCUCAAUGUUGACUUUAAAUUUAUUUAAACCCGAUAAAAGAUUGAUGAGUUGAAUUUGAUGAUGUAGUCCCUCAAGCGUUUAAAACUAACGCCCAUUUAAAGUGUCAAAUUUUCCACAUUUGAAGUAAAGUUAAAAUUGUUUCGAGAUUAUGUCUCACUCUUUAAAAAAAAAAAAAAUUAAAAAAAAAAUAAUAAUUUUAAAAAUCUGGAAAUGGCAUCUAGUAAGCUGUGCAGCAUUCAAGAAAAGACCAGAUUUAAUCACUUGGUCUUUCUCUGGAGCUUUGAGACACUAGGAGCGUUAACUAAGAGAGAAACGCCUUUCUGCAGCAAUGGGUUGUACACAGUGGCGUAGCGAAGGUGUUUGGCGCCCGGGGACAUCUCCACCCCCCUGCCCCCACCACGCUACGCCUCUGGUUGUACAGUCUGGGUGUAGAGACUUUUAACUUAAUGAAGAUUCGGUGCGCUUGAAAUAAACUGGUUUGUACGAGAAUAGUUAUAAACUAGAUGAAUAAAUUCUACCAUGUGGAAAAACGAGCUUUAAAAAAUGUAAGUCUUGUAAAUCUGUGGGGCUGGAUUCUUGUCAAUAAAAUGCUUGUGUCAUAAUAAAAAAUUUAAAAAAAAAAAAAGAAAAGAAACAUUUGAAA